GAAAGCAGGCCGCAGGCCACGCAGCCAACGGCUGCGCAACGUUUCCGAUAAGUUGCGUGGAAUUAGGGUUAGUUCGUAGCAUUAAAAUGGUCAAUCCUGAGAGUUGCUUUAUCGCUAUAAUAAUAGAUGAGGUUUCCGAUGAACUUUUCACUAAUCUAAAUUAUUCUUUAGUUCAGACAUUUCAUUUACUGAAGAAGGAUCAAAAUGCUUCUGUUCAGAAACCUAAAUCAUCACCAUUAUCACAGGCCUUUCAAAUAUCACAUAAUGAUGCUUUGGCAAUAAAUAAAUGCCAAAGGGAUUAUGAAGAAAGUCAGAAAUCUCGAAUGUUUUCAUUAUUAAAUUGA
Molecule: messenger RNA, 344 nt
Organism: Funneliformis mosseae
Lineage: Eukaryota; Fungi; Glomeromycota; Glomeromycetes; Glomerales; Glomeraceae
Source: the annotation of a GenBank genome assembly